AUGAACUGCUUUUUUGUUUCUUCCCUCCACUUUUCACUUACUUCCCUUUUCUCUUCUCCCAUCCCUAUCGUUAAUUCCCCCUCACUUUUCUCAUAUCACGCCUCACACCAUCUCUCUUCUGUCAAGGGUGGGGUAGAGAAGGCUUCUUUUUCCUCGUUGUCUUUUUCUUUUCUUUAUCUCUCUAUCUAUCCAUUUAUAUAUCUCAGUCUGUUUAUUCUAUGUAUCUAUCUAUCUCAGUCUGUUAUUUUCUGUCUAUCUAUAUAUUUAAUCUAUCUCAUUACAGUUUUUCUUUUUUCUUUCUUUAUCUCUCUCUCUCUCUCUCUCUAUGUAUCUACCUACCUAUCUCAGUCUGUUUAUUCAUCUAUCUAUUUCAAUUUUGGUUCUGCACCUAUGUUCAUCUACUCAUAUCACUCUCUCUCUUUCCAUCUACCUAUAUAUUGGUCUGUCUGUAUGUCUAUCUAUCUAUCUAUCUAUCUAUUAUUAGAAAAUUCUGUUCUUUCCUGGCAAGUUGACAUUCGGCCAAGUUUUGGAAUCUGUUUACAAAUUCUUUUUCUUUUUCAUUCUCCCAUGAUUUCUUCUCUUUUACCCUCUUUUUUUUCUCUCUCUCUCUUCUAUUUUUCGUUCUUUUUUUCUCUCUCUCUUCUAUUUUACCCUCUUUUUUCUCUCUCUCUUCUAUUUUACCCUCUUUUUUCUCUCUCUCUUCUAUUUUACCCUCUUUUUUCUCUCUCUCUUCUAUUUUUCUUUUCUCUCUCUCUUUCUUUUUCUUUUUCUUUCUCUCUUCCAUUUUUUUUUUCUCUCUUCUAUUUUACCCUCUUUUUUCUCUCUUUCUUUUUACCCUCUUUUUCUCUUCUUCUAUUUUUUUCUUUUUCUUUACUUUUUCUAUUUUUUUUCUUUCUUUUCUCACUUCCUAUUUUUUUCUUCUUUUUCCUCUUUUCUUUUUCUUCCAUUUUUAUUUAUUCUUUCUUUCUUUUUUCUUUCUUCUCUCACUUGCAUAUUUUUCUUUCCUUCAUCUUUGUUUUCUUUUCUCUUUUCUUUCUCUUUCUCUUCUUUCACUUCUUCAUUCUCACUUCCUUUUUUCUUUCUUUUCUUUUUUCUUUCUUUCUCCUCCUUCCUACCUUAAUGGAGGCUGACGAACAUGUGUUUUGGGAUGAGACCAUCUGGUCAAUGAGAGACAAGAGCAAAGACAGUGGGUUCAAAGACAAAGCUUAUUAUGGCAUGAAAGGCUUGAAACGCCAACCCAAUUCCUACAUUUUAGUAGGAAUUAUUGUGUGGAUUCUCAUUGGUUGUUCCAUCCAUUUUCUUCUUUUGAGCAAGGCACGAGAUUAUGCAAAGAAUGCUUACGAUAAACGAGAUAUAAAGUUUCAUAAUUUUUAUAUGGAACGUCGAGCAAAAGCUAAGCACGAGGUGAUGGAAUCAACAUAA
Acanthosepion pharaonis is the source of this 1422-nucleotide messenger RNA. The record is from the annotation of a GenBank genome assembly. Lineage: Eukaryota; Metazoa; Mollusca; Cephalopoda; Sepiida; Sepiidae.